Molecule: messenger RNA, 1339 nt
Organism: Manis javanica (Malayan pangolin)
Lineage: Eukaryota; Metazoa; Chordata; Mammalia; Pholidota; Manidae
Gene: SNAPC2
Product: small nuclear RNA activating complex polypeptide 2
Biological process (GO): snRNA transcription
Cellular component (GO): nuclear body
Molecular function (GO): RNA polymerase II general transcription initiation factor activity
Source: RefSeq, a predicted model, not a curated record
CCGUAAGCCCGCCCAUCAGGGAAACGGCACCUCCCCCGCCGGCAUGAAGCCCCCGCAGCGGCGGCGAGCGGCGCCGUCGCGCUAUCUUGGCGAGGUGACCGGUCCCGCGGCCUGGAGCGCCCGCGAGAAGAGGCAGCUGCUACGCCUCCUGCAGGCGCGGCGGGGCCAGCCGGAGCCGGACGCCACCGAGCUGGCUCGGGAGCUGCCGGGCCGGAGCGAGGCCGAGAUCCAGGACUUUCUCCGGCAGCUCAAGUGCCGCGUGGCCCGGGAAGCCAUUCAGAGGGUCUAUCCAGGUGGCCCACAGGGUCGAAGGCUCCGGGAAACGCAGAUCCCAGCCCCCAUUGAGGUAUGGGUGGAUCUGGCUGAGAAGAUAACAGGCCCGCUGGAGGAAGCCCUGACUGUGGGGUUCUCACAGGUGCUCACCAUCGCGGCCACGGAGCCUGUCAGCCUCCUGCACUCCAAGCCCCCCAAGCCCACGCAGGCACGUGGAAAGGUACGGCUGCUCAGUGCCCCUGGAGGGCAGGAUACCCCUAGCUCCACCCCCGAGGCCCCCGGCCCCGCCCCCGAGGCACCUUCAGAAUCCGGGGCCGGCCUCUCGGGCCAGGGAGACCUGUCUGUGGACUUCGAGAAGAUCUACAAGUACCUGUCAGCCAUCUCCCGCAGUCACCAUGGCCCUGAGCUUUCUGCAGCUGAAUCAGCUGUGGUCCUUGACUUGCUCAUGGCCCUUCCUGAGGAGCUGCCGCGCCUGCCCUGCGCCGCCCUGGUGGCACAUAUGACAGAUACAUACCUAAGCCUGACGGCCCCUCAGCCAGACCCAACCAGGGAGAGCCUGGGGCCCAAGGCUGGGGGCGGUGGGACGGGCUCCAGGGAACAAGAAGAGGACGGCCAGGCUACCCCCCACGCCCCUGAGAAUGCUGGGCCUGGUGAACAGAGAUCCACUUGGCAAGCAGCUGGGGUCUGCCCCCUGAAUCCGUUCCUGGUGCCCCUGGAGCUCCUUGGCCAGGUGGCUCCCCCUUCAAGGUGAAGGCCGUGCAGGUAGAGGCCACCCUAGAUGUCUGUGAGUUCCUGGCCCUCAGCCCUGCUCAGUGGCCCUAGGUUGUCCUGAGGGUCAGGUCAUGGAAGGCCCCCUGCGCGGUGCACAGGUGGUAUACAUAGGGCAGCCCUUAAUAAGAUGCUGGAUGCAGUGGGGUUUCCACAGAGGAUGCGCCAUGGUCCUAGGGGACCACUGAGGCAGCUGGGCCAAAACCAUGGUCAGAUUCUACCCCCCUACCCCCCACCCCACUUCCUACCUCUCCCAUGUCUGAUCUGUGCCCUGUAACUGAAUAAAGCUUUCGUCCGU